GUUUCUGAGAUCCUCCUGCUGAAUCUAGUGUUGAUUGUGUUGUGUCUCCAGUCCAGCAGGAGUCGGUAUGAAGCUCUUUAGUCCGCCGGUAAACUCACUAAACAAAGAAAGAAGAACUCACAGUUUGUUUAGAUGUUCAGCUGCUGCGUCUUUCAUACAUUUAUGUCACUUAUCUGUUUCUAUUCUUGAUGAUUUCCUCUCUUUCAUGACAGCAAACCAAACGUUUUCUCUUUGUUUUGACAAGAGCUUUAAAUAUCCUGUUUCAGGAGUCUUAUUGAGUUUUUGUGUUGAGAUGUUGAAGAUGAGUUUGCAGGUGGAUUUGAUGUGCUGUAAAUCAGUAGGAACUGAUCUGUCCAUGCUGGAUAUUGAUGAUUUGAUGACAGAAAUCUCUCAGCUGAAGAAAGAGGUGGCGUUACUGGAGGCAAAGCUGAGGGAAAGAGGAGAUCCACUGAACGGAGAGGAGCUGGAGAAGGUUUCCUGUCAAUCUUCAGUGUGUGUGACUGAUGGGACCUCCACAGAAUGUCAGGAUUCAGUGUGGAGCGUCAGAGAUCAGAGAUCUGAACAGAGAUCCAGAGACACACAGGACUCAGAGCUCAGCCUCACUUUACUCUGUUAUACUGACACUCAGGAGAGUGUGUGUGACAGUAAUCAGGGUGAUCAAACCUCCACAGAGUCUCUGGCUUCUGUCUGUAACGCUGGAGAACAACAGAUGCUGCAGAUACCAUUGAAGAUGUGUUCAGUGAAGCUGCUGGACUGCAGGAACCUGAUGGAGAUGAGAGGAGAAACCACAGCAGAGGAACAACAUGAUGAUCAUGAUGAAGAUGAUGAUGAUGAUAUUCAACAUGAUGAUCACGAUGAAGAUGAUGAUGAUGAUGAUGAUGAUGUUAUUCAACACGAUGAUCACGAUGAAGAUGAUGAAGAUGAUGAUGUUAUUCAACAUGAUGAUAACGAUGAUGAUCUUAUUCAACAUGAUCAUGAUGAAGAUGAUGAUGAUGUUAUUCAACAUGACAGUUACGAUGAUGACGACGAUUUUAUCUCUUCAGAUGCGAACAGUGUUUCAUCUUCUGAUGGAGAAGCGGCUUCUACCUCAAAAGCAAGACAUGAGAGAAGAGUGCACACAGGAAAGGAGGAGUUUCACUGUGAUCAGUGCGGGAAGGUUUUCUUUGUACCUUCUCUUCUAAAGACUCACAUAAAGAGACACAAUGAUGAAAAGCCUUUUCAAUGCAGUGAAUGUAACAAGUGUUUCAGAACGAAAAGAAAUCUUGUUAUUCAUGGGAGAAUACACACAGGAGAGAAACCGUUCAAGUGUCCUCACUGUGAGAAGAGAUUCAGACACGGAUCCCAUCUGAAGGAACACUGUGUCCGUUUGCACAAAAAAGAGAGACUGUAUCAGUGCACCGAAUGUGGGAAAACCUUUGUACAACUAGAUUCUCUGAAGUCACAUCAGAAAAUACACUCUGAGAAAAAAACCUAUCAAUGCUCACACUGCGAUAAACAAUUUCCUAAAAAUUCUUACCUGGUAGUCCAUGAGAGAACACACUCUGGAGAGAAACCUUACCUCUGUUCUUACUGUGGAAAGAGAUUUUCUGAUCGACGUCAAUUCAGAGUUCACGUGAGAGUUCACACGGGAGUAAAGCCUUAUAACUGUAGAGUUUGUGGGAAGAGCUUCAGUCAAUAUGCUCACUUAUCAAAGCACCAGAGGACACAUACUGGAGAAAGACCUUACAAAUGCACUCAGUGUGACAGAACGUUUGCUCGAUCAGAUGUCCUGAAAACCCAUCAGAGAGUGCAUACAGGAGAGAAACCUUACAGCUGCUCUAUCUGCAGGAAGGAAUUUUCUCAUUUAAAAAGUUUUAAUAUUCAUCAGAAGAUACAUGCUAAAGAACAGGCUGCCCUGAAAUCAUCGUAGCAUCUUUACAUGUAAAUUUUGAACUACAUUUUCAUAUUGAUUGGCUAAUCAGAUAAAAGCAAGAACUCUGUUUUAUUAUUUAUUUGCUUUUAUAAGUAUGCUACAUAUUUACCAUGAAUGAUUCAUUAUAAUAAUCAAUCUUAAUUAUAAUUAAUAAUAAUCAUGCAUAAUACUUGCAUACUAUGUUUGUUUUACUCAUAUGUUACCUUAUAAGUUGAUUAUAUUUUACCCCAUGAUAUUUGAUCAUUUAUGCCUUAAAAAGCCCAAAGUGUACUUUUAAAUCUAGUGUCUGUGUACAGUCGAACGUUCAGCAUUUCAAAUUAUUCUAUUUAUCUGUGCGCACAUACACAGGAGGUUGGCACAUACUGCGCGUUCAGAGUACGCGCAGUUAGAAAAAUCGGGCUGCCCGUGUUCAGUGCUCGAGCACUCUGAUGAUGACGAAAUUUGUGUCACGCAUCCUGUACGCAGAAGUGUAUUGUUCACAUCCGACGUAAGUAUGCUUUGGGCUUAAGUGACCCUUGUUUAAAAUACUUAUGAUGUAGUUCCUUUGAAUGUCCAUAAGAUGGCGGCAAUGUAUACAUUUUGAGAACAAUGCUGAACUUGUAGUCAUGUAACCUUGAAAUAGAAAUAACUACUGUACGUUUGAUAAGGCUUCAACAUGCAGCUGUUUGCAGACCCCUCCAAAUGAUCCAGAAUGCAGCAGCACGUCUGAUCUUUAAUGAACCAAAGAGAGCGCAUGUUACACCACUCCUUUUCUCUCUUCACUGGAUGCCGGUUGAUGCACGUAUCAGAUUCAAGGCUCUGAUGCUGGCAUACAGAACAGUCACUGGGUCUGCUCCAGCAUAUCUAAAAUAAUUUCUGUAGAGCUACCUGUAGAGAAGCCUGCGGUCGGCUAAGGAAUGUUGCGUUGUUGCACCAACACAAAGAGGCACCAAAACACUUUCCCGGACUUUAUGCUUCAUCGUACCACAUUGGUGGAAUGACCUUCCCAACUCCAUCCGUGAAGUUGACUCACUUUCUUUCUUUAAAAAACAGCUAAAAACACAUCUUUUCCAUGAGCACUUAACCAGUCACAAAACAAAAUAAAAAAUUAUUGUUGCACUUUAAUCUGUUUUAAAUACCACUAUUCUGAUGCUAGUGAAACUUUGUAAUAUGGCACUUUUCAUACCACUGUCUCCUUAAGAUGAUUCGCUUAUGUUUUCCUCUUUGUAAGUCGCUUUGGAUAAAAGUGUCUGCCAAAUGAAUAAAUGUAAAUGUAGAAUAAAAGAUCAUAUACAUGUAUUAGAAUAGAGAAGUUUAACCUAAAUGUAACCAGUGAUAUAAACGUGGUAGACAUAAAUGUACAACAGAGAUUUGGGUAUGUAUGAAAAUCUACAUACUAAUUAUCUAAUUGUCUAAUUAUCACAUCGCAUUUUAAUGAACAUCUGAUAAAAAUCAUACAAACAAUCUGAAUCAUGCUUUGAGACAUUGAUGAUUUAGAAUGUUUGUAAAUCUGAUCUUUUUUUAGAUCACUACAUGUACAUAGUAGACUUUAUUAUAAAGUGUAUUAUAGUCCUAUAUUUUACCAGGAUUGCCCCAUAUGUAUCCACAGAGGUCUGGGCUAAGUGGUGAAAAUCCACUGACCCUAGAACUGCCACUGAUCUAACUGUAUAAUUUAAAAAAAAAAGUGAAAUAUGGGGGAAUAAAUGUGUCAACCAAGCCUUUAGGUAACAACGUACAGCCAAUACACAAUAAAAUAGGAUUUUAUGGACAGCAAAAUGUGUUUAAAAUGUAAUGGAAAUGAAGUAAAAUAGUAUUGUUGUGUGGUGCUCUUUGCUCACUUGUUUCCCUAUAGGAAAGACAGUACAACCUAAUAAAGGCUUUUCUAA
Molecule: messenger RNA, 3777 nt
Organism: Myxocyprinus asiaticus (Chinese sucker)
Lineage: Eukaryota; Metazoa; Chordata; Actinopteri; Cypriniformes; Catostomidae
Product: zinc finger protein 70-like
Exons: 3
Coding region: 68-1909 (613 amino acids)
Biological process (GO): negative regulation of transcription by RNA polymerase II
Molecular function (GO): DNA-binding transcription repressor activity, RNA polymerase II-specific
Source: RefSeq, a predicted model, not a curated record